This is a messenger RNA of Penicillium canescens, 1563 nucleotides long. Its product is annotated as MFS transporter. Bases 1 to 1563 code for a protein of 520 amino acids. NCBI's taxonomy places the organism in Eukaryota, Fungi, Ascomycota, Eurotiomycetes, Eurotiales, Aspergillaceae. The record is from RefSeq and is a predicted model, not a curated record. Gene Ontology annotation, biological process: transmembrane transport. Gene Ontology annotation, molecular function: transmembrane transporter activity. The transcript has 5 exons.
AUGGCUAUUGAUUCCUAUAGUGUUGGGGUUAUACAGACCGAGCAAGGGAACCAGGACGAACAGACGAAAGACUCUGGCUCAUCUCGCUCAAUUGGCCCAGGUGAUGUUAUUUCGCUCGAUCAAGUGGACCUGGCACUAGCUGCCAAAAUGAACCUUGUCAAUGAUACAAUUGAUAGAAUCGGGUUCACACGCUACCACGCAAAACUAUUUUUUCUGAAUGGAUUUGGGUACGGAGUUGAUUCGCUAUUGCUAUUCCUGAUGAGUAUUUCGGCCGAGCAAGUUGUGGCACAGUAUCCUCCGAAAUUUACAAGGGGCGCACAGCUGGGCUUCUAUUUGGCACUUCUGGUAGGAGCUCUAUUUUGGGGUAGUACAGCAGAUGUCAUCGGGCGGAAAUGGGCAUUCAACUUCUCCCUGCUGAUCAGUGCAGUCUUUGCGAUCACUGCUGGUGCUGCCCCAAAUUAUGCUAUAUGGGCAAUUUUUGUUGCAAUUUCGGCGUUUGGAUCUGGUGGAAACCUGGUUCUUGAUACAACGGUUUUCUUGGAGUACCUUCCUUCUAACAAGCAAUGGCUUCUGACCCUUCUAGCGGGCUGGUGGGGCAUUGGCCAGACCGUAGCUGGUCUUGUGGCAUGGGGAUUCAUGGCAAAUUAUAGUUGCCCUUUAGAUGGAUCCAUUCCUUGCACCAACUCAAACAACAUGGGCUGGAGAUAUCUAUUCUAUACCUGUGGAGCCCUUGUUUUCGUCCUGAGCAUUGCUCGGGUUCUUGUUAUACGUUUCCAUGAGACACCAAAGUUUCUUCUAUGUCAAGGGAAUGAUGAAGCAGUUGUUAAGACGCUCCAAGAUCUUGCCGAGAAGCAUAGUCGAGUAUGCAAUUUAACUCUUGACCAGCUCCAAAGAUGUGGUCAAAUCAACAGCGCGCAUGCGCAGAGCAAGGUCUCAUUUUCUGAGGUAGUCCUCCAUAUUAGGGGUUUGUUUGCGACACAGAAAAUGGUGCUCUCUACAUCCCUAGUAUGGAUUUCCUGGGCUAUGAUCGGACUUGGCUAUGCAUUGUAUUAUGUUUACUUGCCUGAGUACCUGGCCUCUCGGGAUGCAUCUACUGGGGAGUCGUCUGCAGAUGUUACUUGGAGAAACUAUGCAAUCACCAACUUGUGUGCAAUCCCAGGCCCUAUAAUAGCAGCCGGCAUGUGUGAAAUGCCUAUUCUUGGGAGAAAGGGGACUAUGGCGCUCGGAGCAUUUGCUACAAUGGCCUUUUUCUUCGGUUACACCACUGUGCGCACAGGUGCAGAAAAUUUGGGUUUCUCAUGUGCGAUAUCGGUUACCAUCAACAUAUACUAUGCAACUUUAUAUGCUUAUACCGUCGAGGUCUUACCCUCAGCCCACCGAGGAACCGGAAAUGGUAUAGCCGUUGCACUGAACCGACUGAUGGGUAUGGUGUCUGCUCUCAUAGGAGCCUUUACUUCGACUUCAAGUUCAGUUCCCAUCUAUGUCUGUGCUGCUCUGUUGGGCUUCUGUGGUAUCCUUGCCAUGAUCUUCCCGCUCGAAUCACGUGGAAGACGAAGUAUCUAA